Molecule: messenger RNA, 3660 nt
Organism: Oncorhynchus keta (chum salmon)
Lineage: Eukaryota; Metazoa; Chordata; Actinopteri; Salmoniformes; Salmonidae
Product: epsin-1-like
Biological process (GO): endocytosis
Cellular component (GO): endosome; plasma membrane; clathrin vesicle coat
Molecular function (GO): phospholipid binding; clathrin binding
Source: RefSeq, a predicted model, not a curated record
AGUUAGCUGGUUAGCGUCUGGAGGUUCUUGAGUGUGUCAUAAAAAUAAAAUAAAAAUUAAAAGUGAUAGCGAAUCCGUAUCACAGUGGGUGAGGCAGGUUUCCGGAAGGUAUAAACAAAUAAAAAUCAAAGAGAGAUGGAAAGUAAAUGGGUUCAGAAGUGUUUGGGAUGAGGUGAGUCAGAUGGUUAGCAGGCCUGUGCUAACAAGCUAACAGUUCGUAGGCCCGGGCUAGACAAGCUAGCCGUUAGCAGGCCGAAUUAGCAAGUAGGGAGAUAGCGAGGGCUAGAGAGCUAACCUUUGGGGGACGUCGCGAUGGGGUGAGUCUGUUUAUUCCUCUUCUUGCGGUGACAUCGACAGACCGGUCGUGGGCCCGGGUAAUUGUAGCCCAGGAGUAUGCUACAGGAGCUCUAGUACGCUGGGUGAGCUGGAGACACAGCGUUUCAGAAAGCUCGCGGGCCUUGGCCAGCAGAUGGAUCUUUGGCGAUGUCGCAACGAAAAAGCCUGUUGAAACCACCUCGGACGAUUAUGUCGGCGGACCAGUCGUGAUGGAUCGGCGGCGCUCCGUGUCGGCAGUAAAGGGUCCAGGCCAAUUGGCAAAAGAGGUAUCGUUGGGCCUCUUCGGCUAGUCGGGAGGUGGGCUUAGCUCAAGGAUAACUGUAGCUUGUUUUGGGCCAGAGACGUUGGCCAGGAGUAGCCACUCGGAAUUGCAGCUAGCUAGUUGCGAUGAUCCGGUGUAAAGGUUCAGAGCUUGCGGUAGGAAUCCGGAGAUGUGGUAGAGAAAGAGCAGUCUGAUAUGCUCUGGGUAGAUGUCGCGCUGGUGUUCUAGUUAGCUUAGAAGACCGCUAGCAAUGGCUAACUGAGUACGAGCUAGUAGCUAGUUAGCUGGCUAGCUUCUGAUGGUGGUUCCGGUUCUAAAGUAAAGUAUAGAAAAAGCGGAUCCGUACCACAUUGGGUGAUGCGGGUUGCAGGAGAGUAUAUUCAGCUCUAGUUUGAAAGUGAGAUUAAAAUAUGUACGAAAUAUAUACAGAAAAAAAAAACGAAGAAAACUAUAUUUACACUAGACAGGAUGGGACAAGACAAAACACACGUCCGACUGCUACGCCAUCUUGGAACGGAGAUUUUCUGUGGAACCCGACAGCCAGACGGUUGCCAUGUCGACCUCAUCGCUACGGCGACAAGUAAAGAACAUUGUCCACAACUUCUCAGAGGCCGAGAUCAAGGUGCGGGAAGCGACGUCCAAUGACCCAUGGGGCCCCAGCAGCUCUCUGAUGUCAGAGAUAGCAGACCUGACCUACAACGUAGUGGCCUUCUCUGAGAUCAUGAGCAUGGUGUGGAAACGACUCAACGACCACGGCAAGAACUGGAGACACGUCUACAAGGCUAUGACUCUCAUGGAGUACCUCAUAAAGACUGGUUCAGAGCGCGUGGCUCAGCAGUGCAGAGAGAACAUCUACGCUGUCCAGACUCUCAAGGACUUCCAGUUCAUCGACAGAGACGGCAAGGACCAGGGGGUGAAUGUGCGGGAGAAGGCCAAACAGCUGGUAACACUGCUGAAGGACGAGGAGAGACUACGAGAGGAGAGGAUCCAUGCCCUCAAGACCAAAGAGAAGAUGGCACAGACCACCAGUGCCUCUUCGGCCCCCUCAGCUCCAGGUCCGGGGGGUGGAGCGCUGUCUCAGGGCUCUCACUCCGGAGGGGCGGACCCAGAGCAAGCGUGGCCACAGAGCUCCGGUGAGGAGGACCUGCAGCUGCAGCUGGCCCUGGCCAUGAGCAAGGAGGAGGCGGAACAGACUACUGUGGCCCCUCUGGAGGACGCAGAGCUCCGCUAUGCACUCACACUCAGCAAGGAAGUACAAGAACAGGAGGAGAGGCUGCAGGGGGACGACCUGAGACUGCAGAUGGCCAUCGAGGAGAGCAGGAUGGAGAAGGCCAAGCCAGAGGAGAGUGCGUUAAUGGAGCUGAGUGCUGUGGACCCCUGGGGGGCUCCUGCUGCUGCCUCUGGGGGCUCUGCCGGCCCCUCACCCCCUCCCACAGUCCCCCUCCCAGCCCCCUCUGCCUCUGGCCCCUGGGGCCUGGCCCCUGCAGACCCUUGGGGUGCCUCAUCGCCCGCCUCACCCCCCAGCGUAGACCCAUGGGCUAGUGGAGGGACGGCCCCCCCAACGAUAGCCCCCCCGCCAGACCCCUGGGGAGAGACAGCCUCCUCAAGAGUCAACUCCGUUGACCCCUGGGGACCCUCAGCUGUGACCCCCCCCAGUGUCGACCCCUGGGGCCCCUCUGUGCCCCUCUCCACCACCUCCUCUUUUGGGGGGCCAAUAGACCCCUGGGCUGGGGACGGGGUUGACCCCAUCAUCACCUCUGACCCAUGGAGCGACUCCGCCAAACACACUAAUGGCACAGGACACCCAGAACUGCGAGGUCAGUUAACUGGCGACAGUGCGGGUUCUCCGGUGCCCUUUGACCUCACAUCUCUGUGCUCUUCACUUCCUGUCCGUAAGACCCCCGAGUCGUUCCUGGGGCCCAACGCAUCUCUGGUGGACCUGGACUCACUGGUGUCUUCUAAACCCAAACCUAAACAACCUCCUCCUCCAUCAAUCUCCUCCUCAACACACAACCCCUUCCUCCAGACUACAGCCUCGUCUUCAGCCCCUGGCAUGGCAGUCACCCCGGGCAGCACAAUCUCCAGCAGGGGGGUUUCCCCGACGCCACCCCUCACCUCCAACCCGUUUGGCGCGGCCGCCCCCAUGUCCUCCAUCUCCCCACAGCCCUCCACACUGGGCCUCAGCAGCCUCCGCACCAGCCCUGUACCACCCAACCCCAUGGCAUACCCUGGCAUGGGGCCAAUGGGUAUUGGAGCACCAGGCCUGGGGAUGGGCAUGAUGCAGAGCCCCAUGGGAAUGUCCCCCUACGGUGGGCUCUCGCCCAUGGGUCCUCCUGGGUCCUCUCACUUCAUGGGGCCCGGAGGGGCCCUGCCCCCACAGCUGAAUUUUGGGGGGCCUAUGGGGGCAGCUGGAGUGAUGGGAGCCGGGGGAGCAGUGGGAGGGGCCGGAGUGACGGGCGCCAGCACCAAUCCCUUUCUUCUUUGAGGACGUUUCGGCACUCCCCCUUCCUCUUUAACACCCAAUCCAGGCCCUGCCCCACCCCCUGGCUUAUCUACUGCCCCUCCCCCCAGAGCGAUCCUCCUUCAACACAAACCAUUUAUGUUUCCAUAAAGAAACGUGUGUACAUCUCUAUUUAAAGAAGAAAAAAGAACAUCUGAAAUUGUUAUUUUCUUUCAGAAGCAUUUACAUGAAUUUCAACAACAAAAAUAUUUUGGUUCAUUUCAGUGGGAUGUAGCGGGAGGGGAAAUAGAUGUUUAUUUAUUUUUUAUUUCGUUUUAAUGCAUUUUGGUUUCUUUCAGUCCUUUCUGAAAUAAAGGUGGGUGUUUGAGAGUUAGGCUUCAUCAGUUAUGUCACACUGAUAUAAUAUUGUAUUGCACUGACAGGGAUGGGGAGAGAUGGGACAUGGCCACUAACAAACUGAAACACAAACAAAUUCCUGUACCUGCCUCUUCCUCUUUGUCUAGAAGAGAAAGAUAGGAUGAACACUGACAUGAGAGGAGGAUUUUAUUUAAAAAACUCCUGAACAAGAUUUGGUCUGAAAAAACUGGCAUUAACAUUUCAG